CAGGCAGCAGCGGUUUCUUGUUCCAAGAUCACUCCUCUGAGCCGUUCUCUGGCUGCCAAAUUGCGAGGGCCAUCAUAGCGUGAUUCAAUUUCUCAGCUCCAAGCAUCAGAUAAGCCAUCCUGUGAUGGCUCCUGAUGUCAGCUGCUUCCUUUUGGCUCUGCUGUGUUCUGCCAGCUGUGAAGUCAUCAUCUCCUUGGAUCAGACGUGCAUUGAGGAAGAAGCCAACAAAACAUAUAACUGUGAAAAUUUGGGUCUCAGAGAAAUUCCUGACACACUAUCAAAUGCAACAGAAAUUUUGGAUUUCAGCUUUAAUUUUUUGCCUGCAAUUCAAAAUAGAACCUUCAGCAGACUCAUAAAUCUUACCUUUUUGGAUUUAACAAGAUGCCAGAUUAACUGGAUACAUGAAGACACAUUUGAAAGCCAUUGUCAACUGAGCACUCUUGUGUUAACCGGAAAUCCCCUGAUAUUCAUGGCAGAAACAGCACUUAAAGGGCCCAGGACCCUGAAGCAUCUUUUCCUAAUUCAAACAGGAAUAUCCAAUCUCGAAUUUAUUCCAGUGCACAAUCUGGAAAACCUGGAAAGUUUAUAUCUUGGAAGCAACCAAAUUUCCUCUAUCAAGUUUCCAAAAGACUUCCCCACAUGGAAUCUGAAAGUAUUGGAUUUUCAGAACAAUGCUAUCCGCUACCUCUCUAGAGAAGAUAUGAACUCUGUGGAGUCCACCAACCUGAGCCUUAACUUCAAUGGCAAUGACAUCAAAGGUGUUGAGCCUGGGGCUUUCAGUUCAAUAGUCUUCCAGAGCUUGAACUUUGGAGGGACUUCUAACUUGUCUGUUAUAUUCAAUGGUCUACAGAACUCUACGAUUCAGUCCCUCUGGCUGGGGACAUUUGAGGACACUUCCAACCAAGACAUUAGUUCCUCCAUGCUCAAGGGACUCUGUGACAUGUCUGUUGGGAGCCUCAACCUGCAGAAAAACCGUUUCUCUGAUUUCACAGCCUCCACGUUUCAGUGCUUCACCCGACUCUGGGAAUUGGAUCUGACGGCAACUCACUUGGAAGAGUUACCUCCCGGGAUUGAGGGUAUGAACUUGCUUAAGAGAUUAGUUCUCAGUGGAAAUAAGUUUGACCAAUUGUGUCAAAUCAAUGCCGCCAAUUUCUCCUCCCUUACACACCUCUAUAUCAAGGGCAACAAGAAGAAACUUCACCUUGGUGCUGCCUGUUUGGAAAAAUUAAAGAAUCUUCAGAAACUUGAUUUAAGCCACGAUGACAUAGAGGCUUCUGACUGCUGCAACCCACAGCUCAAAGGUCUGAUCCGCUUGCAGAGCCUGAACCUGAGCCGUAACGCACCCCUGGGUCUCCAGAGUCAGGCCUUCAGAGAAUGUCCUCGGCUAGAAAUCCUGGACUUGGCAUUUACCCAAUUACACGUUGAUGCUUCACAAAGUCCCUUCCAAGACCUCCAUUUCCUAAAGGUUCUGAACCUCUCUCACUGUACCCUUGAUACCAGCAAUCAGCAUCUCCUAGAAGGCCUGGCAGAUCUCCGGCAUCUGGACUUCAGUGGGAACUCCUUUCAGGAUAGGACUAUCCCAAAGACCAACCUGCUACAGACAGUGGGCAGCGUGGAGAUCCUGAUUUUAUCCUUCUGUGACCUCCUUUCCAUUGACCCGCAAGCCUUCCACAGCCUUGGAAAUAUAAGUCACAUAGACUUAAGCCACAACAGUCUGACGUGCAACAGCAUCGAUUCUCUCAGUCACCUGAAGGGGAUCUACCUCAAUCUGGCAGCCAACAGCAUUGGCAUCAUCCCUGCCCAUCUCCUGCCUGUCUUGUCCCAGCAGAGCACCAUUAAUUUAAGUCAAAACCCACUGGACUGCACUUGUUCCAAUGUUAAUUUCUUAACAUGGUACAGAGAAAACUUGCAAAAACUUGAGGGCUUGGAGGGGACUGUGUGUGCAAACCCCCCGGAUCUGAGGGGAGUGGAGCUCUCUGCUGUCCAGCUCUCCUGUGGGAUGACCACCUUGGGCAUCUUCUUUCUCAUUGUAUUUUUAUUCUUGUUCACCAUUCUGCUCAUUUUUGCAGCUCAAUAUGUUCUCAGGCGGAAAUACCAACACAUUUAGUGCUGAGGGUUUGCAGAGAAGGCAAGUUAAUGUGUUUAGUGAAAGAACCCAUUUGCUGGUGGCCAGGCUCUUCAGAUUGGUUCCUAAAGCUAAGCAGGGUCUCUGUGUGCUUUCCCAACCUUCUCACCCCUGUAAAUCCCUGGGCUAAUGAGCCUCCUUUGCAGGUCCCCCAACUAGGACCAGAGGGCCACAUGCUGCUGUGAGAGAGGCACAGAGCCACUUCCUCACAUGGAAUGGAGUAGACGGGGUAGGCUGUGGCAGGGACAGGCCAGGAGCAGCCUACAGGGAGGCCGCCCCCUUCCACUCACCAACAGCCCUCCCAGCACCACACACCCUGUCUCUGUGUCCCCUGCCUCUGCAGGUGACCAGCAGCCCCCACAAUUUGGCAGUUGGAGGCCACACCCCUAACCCCACCCCCCACCUCUUGCAGGGUGCUUGCCUCUGGGUUCUCAGUAAUGCAGCUAUUUGGGAAACUUAGUUUGGGACAAAGUCUCAAUGUUUAUUUUAAAUGAAAAAAGAAAAAUAGGAUACAUUUAAAAGACUGAGAAAAGAAGCUUGCUAUCACAUAGGCUCCCUUAAUGUCAACAUCUCUAUAAUGCUCCCUAAGAUGCAAAUAGCUACAAAAAGAAAGGACCCCCACCCACCCCCCCGCUGUGUAGGAUUUCUGCCACGUUUCUUUCUGUUACUUCAGAACCCAGGAGGUUCCCUCUAUCUCUCUGGUGUCUCCCACUUCUGUUACAGACCCAACUUACAGGUGGGCCCUGGUCCAGAAUGCUCUUCUCAAUUGGGGGUCUUUAGAAGCCUCUUUCCCACAGGAACCAUGAGAUAAAUGGUGUUUUCGGUUUCCAGGCUGACACUCAGCCUACUUACCGCAGAGGGCAUUUGAGAUCGCACCUUUACAGUGGGGACUGGUGGAAGAAGACGCCCUGUGUCUAGCUGCUGGGAGCACAGCAAGGCUGGCUUGGUCAGAAACAGUUUCCACUGAGGCUGGGGGUGUCAGUGAAGGCUGUACCAGUGACAGACAGAAGACAGGACCACUGAAUUCAGACAGACAAAAACCAGUGUCAUAACUUAGGCCCAAAGGGUCACAGUCAUGCAGGCCGGAGUCUUCUGAAGUCUGGAUUGCUAGACAGGUUCGCUGGGAGUAUCCGGCCCCAGGUGUUGCAUUGAUUAAGGCCUGCAUUAAGUUCUGUAAUCAAUUUUAGGUUAGACAUAGAGAUGGUAAUUUACUGCUAUGAUAGUCUGAUUGGCUAUUGAACUAGAAGUUGGUCAGCUUUGAUGGUCAGUCAGAAUUGAUUAGCCCUUAGGUGGAGGGCAGAAUAGUGGGAGAUCAGGACAGAGUGGAAACUUGGGAGCCAACCCUCCUGGUUUCUUCUUCACCCUGGGAAAAGCAGGGCAGGAAGGGGGACAGCAGUGGCCUGGCCUCUCCCCUGCUCAGCGGUCUCAGGCCUUUGUACUAGCUCUUUUCUUUGCCUGGAAGACACUGUCAUCAGUGUCCAAAUGGCUGGUUCCUUUGUAUCGCCGAGAUUUCAGUGCUAAUUCUCUGAGCUAGAGCUCUUCCCUGACUUCAUCAAUCCAAACCAACCUCGAGCGCCACGCCCAGAGAACACCUUGUUUUACUGUCUUAAAAUGCUUCCCAUCUUCCUCACUUGUUCCAACUUGUCUGUCUUUGCCUGUCUCCAUGACAUUAGUUCAUCCAGCAGUAUCCUAGAACAUUCCUGGGACAUAGGAAGAACUCAAUAUAGUUUUGAUCAUUGCUGGCAUGUUGCCUGGCAUCUGACCCCAGAGCCCUUAUCAGCUCCUAGUCCUGCCACCAUGCCCAUUCCAACCUCCCUCAGCAGUGCCCUGGGCCUCCUGUGUGUUUCCACCAGUACCCCCUAGGGAAAUCUUACAGAAAAGGAUCCCUGGGCCUCCCCUCUCCCCCCACCACCUACUGGGAUUCUGGUGAACUGAGGCUGGCUCUAGCUUACCAGCCAUACGGGUUUUUUUUUUUUUUUUUAUUAAACCAUAGCUGUGUACAUUAGUAUGAUCGUGGGUCUUAUGUAAGAUCCUCAUUCUUUUUUUUUUUUUUUCCCCCGAAACAGAAUCUUACUUUGUAGUCCUGGGCAGAGUGCUGUGGCAUCAUAGCUCACAGCAACCUCAAACUCUUUGGCUUAAGCCAUCCUCUUACCUCAGCCUCUCGAGUAGUUGGGACUACAGGUGCCCACUCACCAUGCCUGGCUAAAAUAUUUUUAGUAGAGAUGGGGUCUUGCUCUUACUCAAGCUGGUUUCCAACUCCUGAGCUCAAGCAAUCCACCCACCUCAGCCUUCCAGAAUGUUAGGAUAACAGGCCUGAGGCACUGCUCCUCCUGGCUGAGCCUCCCUGUUCUUAAUGAUAGUCUAUUCUUCUUACUUCCCCCAUCUCAGAAUGCAGAUGGUCCCCACUCUAGGAAUCCAGUCUCAGACAUCAUCUCCCCGUUGAGUCUCUGGGUAUUCUGCCAAAUGUAAGCUCCUCCCGGCCUUAGGAUUUAAGCUGCAGAUGGGAAAUACUAAUUGCUGAUCUACAGGUCCCUAAACACACUGCCCUCCACAAUACUUCACAUGUAACUUGGAAAAACAAAAACAUUCUAUAGAAGAAUCUCUGAUGUGGAUUGCAUAGUGCUAAUAAUGACAGGGUCUCCUACCUUAGCAGGGCACAACUGUCCGUCGCGCUUUCAUUUCUCAGGCUGCUCCGGUCCACGAGAGCCACGUGCUGCCCCAUAACUGCACGCUGAUCUAAGGCUUUAUGACAGCUCCUCUGUUUUAAGCAACAGUAAAUUCACCCCCACAAAGUCAGAAAGGGAGCUUUUUGAUGGCUGCUGUCAAUUUUAUUGCUUUAUCCUGGUUACUAGGACAGAAUCUGCAGACAUGGUGUGUUUAUUGGUUUUAUGUAUUGCGUGUUGUUGCUGUUCUGACAAGUUACUCCUAUAAAAAUGUGUUAUUAUGGUGUGAUGUAGCUCAGUAAGCUGACCCUGCAUUUCAAAGUGUACUGAAGCAAAUAGCACUGAGGUCCAUAAAAGCUGACUGGCCUCCAUCACAGAGGACUCUGCGUGAGCGGCACCCCUGCACUCAGAGAAUUACACCCUUCCCUCUGCCAGAAACCUCUGCCCUUAACUGAGCACAGCAUGGCCACCAGCACAGCCACUAUCUGUAAAAUUCCCAGACAGGAAACCAUCAUAUUGUUCCACUUAUAAAACUCUCCAAUAAGUGUCAUUUGUAAUUUUGAAGUUUACAAAGUAUACAAUAAAAGGCUUUUAAGUGUUUUCUUAUAUUUGUGUAAGAUGCAAGAGGGGUGGCUAACAAUAUUUUGCCCUGAAUGCUGAAGAGAAACUUGGAUGACAAGGAAAGAGGGUGUGGUUAAUUCCAAGCAAGACAUGACUGGGGGGCCCUGGGUGUUGGGCUGGAGUUAGUUGUCUGACAGGUUAAGAGUGUGUCAAAGUGGGUUUAAUACCAAGAUGAUAGAGAGAAUUCUUUACAAAACAGAUUCCUGUUCUAUAGAUAAUGAAUUCAGUUAGACUGAGUUUGGCCUUGGAUUUGCACCAAAUGAUUUUAUGUAAAAUCCUUCUUUCCCUAAUCUUAAUUUU
Nycticebus coucang (slow loris) is the source of this 5709-nucleotide messenger RNA. RefSeq names its product CD180 molecule (gene CD180). Lineage: Eukaryota; Metazoa; Chordata; Mammalia; Primates; Lorisidae. Gene Ontology annotation, biological process: cellular response to lipopolysaccharide; B cell proliferation involved in immune response; positive regulation of lipopolysaccharide-mediated signaling pathway. The transcript has 3 exons. Gene Ontology annotation, cellular component: extracellular matrix. The record is from RefSeq and is a predicted model, not a curated record. Gene Ontology annotation, molecular function: protein binding. The coding region runs from base 125 to 2107 and encodes 660 amino acids.